This is a messenger RNA of Eremomyces bilateralis CBS 781.70, 2232 nucleotides long. RefSeq names its product UPF0016-domain-containing protein. Gene Ontology annotation, biological process: calcium ion transmembrane transport; Golgi calcium ion transport; manganese ion transmembrane transport. Gene Ontology annotation, cellular component: Golgi apparatus; fungal-type vacuole membrane. Gene Ontology annotation, molecular function: calcium ion transmembrane transporter activity; manganese ion transmembrane transporter activity. Lineage: Eukaryota; Fungi; Ascomycota; Dothideomycetes; Eremomycetales; Eremomycetaceae. The coding region runs from base 364 to 1968 and encodes 534 amino acids. The record is from RefSeq and is a predicted model, not a curated record. The transcript has 3 exons.
UGGGCUUCACCUUUCAUGUGUAAGUGACCGACUGUACGUAACAUAUUCUGUUAACCCCGGAUUUGACUCCUUGUCGCGUCCCGUUGCACGACUUUUCUACUUCCACCUCCCUAUCCCAUCUAAUUCGUUUGGUCGCUCCUUUCUACCUGGCUCCCUAAUAUUUACCUGCCUUCUACCCUCCGAGACUCCCUUAGUUCGGUUCCGCCCAUCCCGAACCACUUAGGCCGUGGUCCCUGAUCCCACCCUCCACCACUUGCCACUCUUCGAAUUGGAAACAUCGGUGGCCUCGAGGGAUUUUUCAUUUAAAAGUACCUUGAAGGAGUACCGACAAGGACGAAAUCAUACCCUUCAUCAGCUGCAAGAAUGAAGUUACGAAGAUCGCACCUACAGCUUGUCCUUUUCUUACCCCUAGCUCAACUUUCCUUCGCGCUCGAUACCCCCGAACCCGAUUCUACCGCCCUGGUCCCUAGAGAAGCGGGAAAUGGAAUAGACGCAAACGCUGUGCUGAAUGUCCAAGCAACCAUUUCACCGUCCAAGCCGGACGUUGGCACAAAGGAUGCGCCUGUCGACGGGUUAGAUGGGAAGCCACAUGCAGGGCCCUACAUCGACAAGCAAAAGAAGCCAAAACCGGGGGUGGAAGACAUAGGACCAAAGCCAGCAUCAGCACCCGAAAGCGUCAACCAGAAACUGGCCGAAGAAACGUGGAAGCUUGGGCCGGAGAAUGAUGGGGUGAUGUUUCAUCGGGAUCCGAGUCCAGAGGGCCCAACUGGCACCGAAGGAGGGGUCUCGAAGAAGGACAAGGAGCGAAAAGAGAAAGAGGACAAAUCGGGGGAGAGGUCGGGGAGGAAGCCAGAUCCUCCCAAGGAAGCACCACCGCUACCGGUGCACGAAGAGGAGGUGAUUGGAAAGGAGACGACGGUCAAACUUUCCGAGGACAAGGAGAAGCCCAAGGAGAAACCCAAGGGCGCCACUGGACUGGAGAAGCCAGCCGAUCUCCCAGAUAAGCCCCACGAUAUCCCCCACCCCGACCCUCCAACAUUACCGAAGAGUGACAAUGCCAUCAACUCCGACACCAAGCCAGCCACCACGAAACCGUUCCGGCCUCCGACAGCCGCAUCCGGCGACGACGACGAGGGCAUAAUCCAACCUCUCCACUCCUUCAUCCUCUCCCUCACCAUGAUCAUCUUCUCCGAAAUCGGGGACAAGACCUUCCUGGUCGCCGCCUUAAUGGCCAUGCGCCAUCCGCGCAUGGUCGUCUUCUCCGCCGCCCUCUCGGCGCUCACCGCAAUGACUAUCCUCUCCGCCGUGCUGGGCCAUGCCGUGCCCACCCUCCUAUCCAAACGGCUAACGUCCCUCCUCGCUACCAUUCUGUUCCUCGUCUUCGGCGUGCGUCUCCUCCGCGAAGGUCUCGCCAUGUCCCCCGACGAGGGCGUCGGCGAAGAGAUGAAAGAGGUGGAAAUGGAACUUGAGGAGAAAGAGCACCUCGCCAGGCGGAGCACCCGCCGGCCUUCGGAAAUUUCACCAUAUGCGCUGGAAUCCGGUCGAGGCCGACGAAGCGAAUCGAUCCGCCUCCCCACCCAUCCUCGAUCGCCCUCCUCCUCCCCCUCUCGCUCCCCUUCGCCCAGCCCCCGCGGUCUCCGCGGGUCCGUCGUGUCCGCCUUCAGCGGCCUGAACAAUCUGCUAGGGUUGCUUCUGUCCCCUGCCUGGGUGCAGACGUUCAUCAUGACCUUCCUUGGCGAGUGGGGCGAUCGGUCGCAGAUUGCUACAAUUGCCAUGGCGGCUGGGCAGGAUUAUUGGUGGGUCACGGGCGGUGCGAUCAUUGGCCAUGCGGCUUGUACCGCUGCGGCUGUUAUUGGAGGACGGGCGAUCGCGGGGAAGGUUAGCAUGAGAGUUGUUACUCUUGGAGGGGCUACGGCGUUCAUCGUAUUCGGUCUGAUCUAUCUCGUGGAGACCGCGUAUUCAGGCUAAGCCACGACUCUCGUUACCGCUAUCCGCCACCAAAACCAUGCAUCGCAACACGGGGUACACUAGAUGGACGGAGGGCAGCUAAUCCUUAAUUUGUCUAGGACUGCCGGGGUCCUUUUUGGGAGUUACAUACGGCUGUUGGUGAAGGUUGAUCUUUCUCCCCAUCAGGUGCAUAUGGUCAGGAAAAAUAGGCCUCGACGGCCACUGUAAAAUAGGUAUAUGUAAUGAAUAGCGAUAUGUCGGGCCUCUUGCGAUGUUCAGGGCGCG